GAUGACGAAUGGUGGUGAUCCAUACCACACUGCUCGUCCUCCCAAGUCCUGUGACGAGAGAUUCUCAUCUUGAGCAUGCGAGGCGAGGCUCUCGUCAUGCGCAUGUGAGGAGCGACUCUCAUCGUGGCAGUUAGUCUAGCGCCCCGUACAGUAUCUGCCGCGUUGCAAGAUCCAAGCUCUGCCUCUCGCGCGAAGCUGUGGCCCGCCACCCUGGGGUUGGACGUGCGAGAAGACGUUGCGUGCGACAGGCAAGUAUCGCAGCGAGUGGAUCUCGACCAGAGCUGCUGCGCCGCGGCAACAGCCUAAACCGCUUCUGAGGGUCCCCUCCCCACGCCUCGCCGCUCCCCGCCUCGCCGCCCCACGCGGCGCCGGUUCCGCCAGCCAUGGCUCCGCAUAAUUUGCGUGAUCCCUCAAACCCGGCACCUGAUGACAUGUCAAACUGCCCACCUGUGCCUGAUGACGUGGCAAGUCGCCCUCGUGUGCUGGUCCUGGGCUCUCCCUCUGUCGGCAAAACCACCCUCGCACACCGCCUUACAGCCGCACACCCCCAUGCAUACAGCAGCAGCAGCAGCAGUAGCACCACAGCAGGCGAAUGCUUCAGCUGGUCCAUCGACACCAAGUACUACACUGCCCCUGUGGCCGUGUGGACGGCGCGGCUGUCAACCAUGCUGCCGUGUGGCACUGCGCCCUGCUCGCACCUUGUUAAAGGCGCUGAGGCGCUGCUGCUUGUCUUCGACCUCUCCAAUCCCGCAUCAUUCACAGCAGUGCAGAAGUGGGCAGACCAGGCGGAGCUGUCUCGCUUUGAGAUCCGCCUGUGCGUGGGCAACAAGGCCGACAGGGUGGGGCAGAGCGAUAGAAGGGCGCAGCACCAGGCACAGCACUGUCCGCGCGAGGCAGCCCGGGUGGAGCCAACCGACUUUGAUGGCGCCAUGCUGCUGGGUGCAGGGGGGGAUGGGGGAGAGGGGGAUGGACGCGCGGGGAGGGCAGUGGGGGGAGAGGGGGAAAGGGAUUCUGGCACGGUGGGGGCUGGUGGGAGGGGUGGUGGGGAUGAGGGGGAGGUGGGGAGGGGCGAGUACCAGGCAUGGUGUGCGGACAACGGUAUAGAGUAUGUGGAGGCGUGUGCUGCAGACGAGACGAUUGAUGAAGCCAUGGGCAGGGAUGCGGAGGACAUGCAGGGGUUGGCUCGCAUCCGCACGGCCCUGGGAGCGCACAUGUGGCAGGGCCUCAGUCUGAAGCAGCAGGGGAGGCAGCGGCGAACGAAUGCUCACUUGCAGCUAUUGGGACUCGUGGGCAAGGAGGCAUUGUGCUCUCAUCAAGACGAGCCCACUUCACCGCACUCCUCGUCGGCAUCUGACGGCGGCACAGACAGCGACUCUGAUGUGGACGCUGCCUCGGGAGCGGACCCCUUUGACCCCGCGCACUUCCCCUACCACCGCUUGGAUGAGGCCCCUGACCCCGCCCUGCACCACACGCCUGACCCCGCCCUGCACCACACGCCUGACCCCGCCCUGCACCACACGCCUGACCCCGCCCUGCACCACACGCCUGACCCCGCCCUGCACCACACGCCUGACUCGCACCCCGCACUUGCAUCUGAUCCUGACACUUCCGCUGUCGGCGAUGGUUCUGUGUCUGCUGCUUGCGAGAGUGGCAGUGGUGCUGCUGCUUCUGCUGCCGCUGAUGCCGGUGGUAGUGCUUCUGCUGCCUGUGAUGGUGGUGCUGCUGCUGCUGCUGGUUGUGGGAACGAGGAGGGGGAUGAAGUCUUUGGGCCAUUUGUGCAUGGCUCGACUACUGCAACUGCUGCCACUGGCUCCACUGCUGCCCCUGCCCCUGCCACUGCCCUUGCCCCUGGCUCUGCCCCUGCCGACGCUGGUUCAGGCAAGAGAGUGAGUGAAAACAGCAGCUGCGCUCCCACGGCCCACUCGCGUGAUGAUGGCUCUGCGCCCGAUGCUGCUCAUGGUGAAAAGGCCACGAGCGGAGCUGAUUCUGCUGCGCACGGCCAAGGCGCCACUCGAGUUGACCAUGCUGAUGCCGAAGAAGGCAGGAGUGGAGGUAUUGACCAUGCUGAUGAUGAUGUACGCGGCAAUGCACCAGUCGGCCAUACUGAUGACGCGAGGGCGGAGCUGGGUGAGGGGCGGGCGGACAUGGACGAGAUGGAGCGGCUGUUCCUGGAGGUGGCGUCGGUGCGCAGCAGCCUGCAGCACGCCCCUGACACUGUCAGGAGGGAUACCGCUGCCCGGCUGGCCAUGCGCAUAGCAAGCAUGCUGGGGGAUGGUGAUGGCAGUGAUGGUGAUGAUGAUGCGGAUGAUGGGUGGGGAGGGAACACUGGUGCCUAAACUUGAGAUGCAUCGGUGUGCAGCAGCCUGCAGCACGCCCCCUGAUGAGAUACCACUGCCUGGCUGGCCAUGUGGAUCGCGAGCACGUUGGGGGAUGGGGAUGGCAGCAAUGGUGGAGGAGUUGGGAAGGGAUGAGGACUUGGGAAGGGAUGAGGACUUGGGAAGGGAUGAAGGUGCUGGAGAAGGGAUGAAGGUGCUGGAGACUGUACCAAGCACUACCCUGAUGCCCGGGUUGCCUGGUGGGUGCUGAAUGCCAUGUUGAGCACUGUCAGUCAGGUGUGGAGAUUGUACCAAACACUCACUAUGAUCUGAGUGGCUGAGAACCUGCCACCUGGAGUGGCACCUGAGGCGGGCAGUGAUUUGGGGGGUGCUUCUGACUUAUCCCGUUCGUGUCAUAUUGCAAGCAGCUCCACGAACCAUCUGAUAAAGCACAGCACCCCAGAAAACAGCUUAUACACCUAGCAUGCUGUAAUUUCACAACUAGUUAAUUGAGAAAGCUCGCUACUUGUAGUGCAAAUGGCAUCGUUCUCAUUCCACGG
Molecule: messenger RNA, 2875 nt
Organism: Closterium sp. NIES-67
Lineage: Eukaryota; Viridiplantae; Streptophyta; Zygnematophyceae; Desmidiales; Closteriaceae
Source: the annotation of a GenBank genome assembly